Molecule: messenger RNA, 1710 nt
Organism: Dracunculus medinensis (Guinea worm)
Lineage: Eukaryota; Metazoa; Nematoda; Chromadorea; Rhabditida; Dracunculidae
Source: the annotation of a GenBank genome assembly
UUUUUUAUUCUCAUUCUAUUUAGAGCCUCUCUGAGAGGAUCAAAAAAAUUGCAUUCGCUGGCAAAUAACAUUAAAAGUAAAAGUGCGGCGAUAAACGGUGCUUUAACUGAGGAAAGGAUUCCAGCUUAUUCCAACCAGUGCUAUAUGAUUAGUGAUAUAUCAUUCCGAGAAAAUCUCUCUGAAUAUCAAGGAUUGGACCAGGUUAUUGACUCGGCCUAUAGAGUUGCCGAUCAUCUAGAAAAAAAUGAGGGUCGAGAAGAGGAAUCAAAGCUCAUUCGAGAAUAUUUUAAAAAGGAACCAAUACAACAAGCAAUUGAAGCAACUGCAAUAAGUCGAUCUACCAAAGUAUUGAAACUUAUUUUCUUAUUGACUUUUAAAGUAAGAGUAUUUCGCUGUCAAAUCAGUUCUCAUAAGAUCUCAUCAACUCCUUCGCCGGACUACGAUACAGGCGCAACUGUGCGUAAUGAUGGAGAUCGCGUAGUCAUUGGACGUGUGGUGAAAGGUGGCCUUGCGGAGAGGUCACAGUUAUUUCAUGAUGGUGAUGAGCUGCUUGAAGUUAAUGGUUAUGACUUGAGAGGAAGAAAUGUAACCGAAGUCUGCGAUAUACUUCGUUCGAUGUUGGGCGAAAUUUCUUUGGUAGUUGUUCCUUCCAACAAAUCUGAAUCCCAAAUGUCCGAAAAGCAAUCGACAUCUACGAAACAUUUAAGGGCGUUGUUUGACUAUGAUCCCGAGGAUGAUAUGUAUGUGCCUUGUAGAGAGCUUGCUUUAAAAUUUCAACGUGGUGAUAUCCUCCAUGUUAUAAACACUUCGGACGAAAAUUGGUGGCAAGCGUAUCGAGAUGGAGAUGACCCUUCUAGUUCUCUAGCGGGCCUUAUUCCUUCAAUGAGCUUUCAACAACAAGUUGUGAUGCAUAACCGUAAACUUGAGCAAGAAAAUGAAACAGAUGUUGAGAAGCGGAAAGAUUUCUUCGGAUGUGCUCGAAAACGAUCAGUUAAAAUCUCAAAAUCUCAAAAAGCAACUAUGGAUUUGAAGCCGGCUGAUGAAAUUCUCACGUACGAAGAUGUAUCUCUAUUUUUAUCAAAAACAGGCAAAAAGAGGCCUAUCGUUUUGUGUGGUCCUGAGGGAGUUGGGUGUUUAGAAUUGAGGCAGCGGUUGGCCGAAACCGAUAAAAUAUUGGUUUCAGAUACGACGAGGCCCAAGAAAAAUGAAGAAAUUGAUGGAGUACAUUUUCAUUUUGUUACGAAGCAAAAAUUUCAAGAUGACGCAAGAGGUGGAAAAUUUAUUGAGUAUGGUGAAUAUCAAAAGUACUUAUAUGGCACAUCAAUAGCCGCAAUCAAAGCUGUCGUCGAUCGAGCCAAAAUUUGUGUGCUUACCUUAAAAUCUGAAAAUUUAAGAGCAUUACGCAAAACGACUUUAAUGCCUUAUGUCAUCUUUAUUGCACCCCCUUCAUUGCAACAAUUGCGACAUCAAAAAGAAUCGAUUGGUCAGCAUAACAUAAAGGAUGAUCAACUCAAACUGAUCCUUAAUGAAGGGAAAAUGAUUGAGCAGCAAUAUGGUCAUUUAUUCGAUAAAAUAAUAGUUAACGUCGAUCUGGAUCGUUCGUUAAAUGAAUUGAAAGAAUUGGUGCAAAGGUUGGAGACAGAACCACAAUGGGUUCCCUCAUUUUGGCUUAAUAACAGUAAUUUAAUCUCCAAUGAUUUUAUUAAUUAG